This is a messenger RNA of Cladocopium goreaui, 1157 nucleotides long. The record is from the annotation of a GenBank genome assembly. NCBI's taxonomy places the organism in Eukaryota, Dinophyceae, Suessiales, Symbiodiniaceae.
GUAAUAUAUUGACUUGACCAUAACAUGCCAGCCAUGGUUGGCACGAGGCGGAGAGGAACUGAGGUGCGUGGGGGCUGGUUGGCAUUGGUGCUGGCAGGAGUGGCAUGUUGCAGUACGGGGCAGCUCUGCUGGAUUGCAGGUGGCAGGCGUGAGCUGAUCGCUGGAGCUGUGGCGGGUGGCAUAUUUGCCCCAACCGCUGCGAAUGCCUUCCAAAAUGCCGUCUACCAGGUGGAGCGUUCGCUGAAUGAUGCCAAAAAGCCUGGCCCACAACCACCCGACCUGGGACUUCUGGAGAGGGAGUAUCUGGUCAAUCCUGCAGACACUUUGGACAAGAGUAUGCUUGAAAAGAAGGGUGAGUCGGGGAUCCUCAAAGAGUGUGGGCCGAGGGCGAAUUGUUUCUCCACCACCUACACAGACGUUGUGGACAAAGGCUUCCAUGACUUGACGCCAUGGCGCUUCAAGGGCAAAACUCCUGACCAAGCAAUGCAGGAGGUCGCCGAUGUCAUCGCUGCCUAUCCACCAGGGCAGAGUGGCAUUGAUGGAGGAGGAUACAAAGUGACGCAGAUUGAGCCCAACUAUUUGUACAUCAUUUUCGAGAGCCUUAAGAGGGGCCACCGCGACGAUGUGGAAUUUGCAGUGAUCCCUGGAACCCCGAACGAUGCCCGAGAAGGUGGGCUUUAUGUGCGGAGUGCGAGCCGACAGGGAACCUAUGACUUUGGAGUGAAUGCCGUCCGCCUCAACAGAAUUGCCAAGGACUUGAUGGCCAAAGGCGGCUGGGAUAUUCGCAUGAUCGAUGCCAAAACACAUCCACGGUACUGGAGUCAGAACUGCUUUGGAGGUGACAUGGGACGCAAAGCUCCAAUCGUUGUGAGGAAACAGUUCCCAGAAUUUUGCAAGGAGUUUCCUCCUCGCGAGCCUUAGUGGCUUUGUACAGAAGGGUGGUGAAAUUGUGAUUUUCUCAAGGAGGCCGCAAUGGAGUGCAUAAAGACUUGCACUGAGACCCCUUGACAUCCGAUAGCAGCUCAACUAUUCUUGAGCAAAUCAUAUGAUGCGCGUUGACACGGCCUGCGCCAGUAAGAUUUGAAGCUGGCAACCAGACUGGGACAGGCUCGUACAUUUUCGGAUAUGGUUUCGAAGUAGCAGAGUCGCAGUUAAAA